Messenger RNA from Contarinia nasturtii (swede midge), 1382 nucleotides. Its product is annotated as low density lipoprotein receptor adapter protein 1-A-like. The coding region runs from base 328 to 1185 and encodes 285 amino acids. Lineage: Eukaryota; Metazoa; Arthropoda; Insecta; Diptera; Cecidomyiidae. The record is from RefSeq and is a predicted model, not a curated record. The transcript is spliced from 3 exons.
AGCGCAAGCAUUAUACACUUUAGAUUGUAAACAAAUGUUCUUGUGAACAGUUCGGUGAGCCGAACAAGAAGAAAUUUGCUCUUGCAUGUGGAAAAUCACUGCUUAAAGAUAUUUUUGAAUCUUUUUCGGGUGUAAUUUGCAUGUAUUUCUGCUGUGGUGCUGAAAUCGAUUUUAAUAUCACACGAAGAAAGAGAAAUUUCACAAAAUACGCGAACCAGAAGAGUGGAAAGAAAACAAGAGAGAAUUAUUUUUUUUAAAUAAAACGCAAAAAAUAGAGUGAACUCAGUUUAUUUUUAAUCGUUUCAAAGAACUCUAUAUAGCAGCAGUAUGUCUAAAGUGGCGUUGUACUUUCGACGAUGGAAAAAUUAUACGCGGCAAAAAAAUGCUGGUGAGGAUUGGGCGUUCGCAACGAAAUUGACGGAUUUAUCAGAGAAUUAUGAGGAUGAUUGUGAAAAUGCAUACUCCGAUUUGGAAAUAUUUCAAGCAAAAUUUUUGGGAAGUACAACAAUUCAAGCGGCAAAAUCAGAGAAGGCAACAGCCAAUGCAAUUAAAAGCAUCAUAUCGUCAGCAAAAGCUUCCGGAAAAAAAUUACAACGCAUAAAACUGUCGGUGUGUGCAAGAGGAAUCGAAACGUUUGAUGCGAUGACAGGCGUAACGUUGCACAAAGUUUCAAUUUAUCAAAUCAGCUAUUGUAGCGCUGAUGCGGCACACAGUAAUGUAUUUGCGUUUAUAGCUGGCCAGAGAGAUUCACAUGAAAUGUGUAACAAUGACACCGAUGAACUCACCUGCUAUGCAUUUCUCUGUGCGAAACGUAAAAUAGCCUACAAUCUAACCGUAACCGUUGCAAAAAAUUUCGAACGUGCCUAUGAUAUGUGGAAAAAAUCCGAAGUACGAAGCAAAACUGAACAAUAUGAUAUGGAUCGAUCGAUGGGCCAAACCAAUACGCUACAAAUAAAAUCCAAUUUGAGUUCAAACGAACGAAAUUGCAGCAAUCGCAAAAGUCUUCUAAUCGAUUUUAAUUCAGAUACAUUGACAUCGGUCGAACGACAACGCCAACUUCUACAAAACGCUUGGGUUUCAUUCGAUGAUGAACCACUUUUGAACAAUGACAACGACGACAUGCAACCCGUGUCAGGGAAAAUAUUCGAAAACAAUUUAUGGGACGGGAAUGCGAUUUGCUCGUAAGCACAUCUACUUCUAUGUUAUCGAAAAGCCAUUUACUUUAUUUGAUUCAAUUUGGGAACAUUUUUCUAUUGGAAAAUAUUAUUUUAAGUGAAACACAACGUGAAGUGCAUUUUUUUUGUACUUUUGACUUUUAUACAAUACAUACAUGAUAUUAAUAAAGCCAACAUAUUAUCCGUUAAGUUUAAUUAAUAAUUAUA